Molecule: messenger RNA, 317 nt
Organism: Nestor notabilis (Kea)
Lineage: Eukaryota; Metazoa; Chordata; Aves; Psittaciformes; Psittacidae
Gene: POU6F1
Product: POU class 6 homeobox 1
Exons: 2
Biological process (GO): regulation of transcription by RNA polymerase II
Molecular function (GO): RNA polymerase II cis-regulatory region sequence-specific DNA binding; DNA-binding transcription factor activity, RNA polymerase II-specific
Source: RefSeq, a predicted model, not a curated record
GUCCAGCCCAUCCAGCCGGCCCCGGCUCUCGCCCAGCCGGCCGUGGUGGUCCCAAACCCUGCCCCGGAAGCAGCCAAGGCUUCCUCCGUGCCCGUCCCCAUCACCUGCUCCGAGACCCCCACCGUCAGCCAGCUGGUGUCCAAGCCCCCGGCUCCCAACAGCAGCACGGAGGAGGAUGGGAUUAACCUGGAGGAGAUCCGGGAAUUCGCCAAGAACUUCAAGAUCCGCCGCUUGUCCCUCGGGCUGACGCAGACGCAGGUGGGACAGGCCCUGACGGCCACCGAGGGUCCUGCCUACAGCCAGUCGGCCAUCUGCAG